AUGAGUGAGAUUUCAGUUUCUUUUAAUCGUCUUUCAUUGCAAUGUAUUAAAUGCUUCUAAUUAAAAACAAGGGUGACAAAAUGGAAAAAAACACUAUUAAAAUGUCUUUUUGGAUUUAAUCUAUUGAUUUUUGAACAAUCAGUAAAAAUUCAGAGAGUAAGGUCAAAAUAAAAAGAAGUUGAGAUGAGUCAUUCUACGCUGAAAGAGGGCCGGAUUGGGCAUUGUCACAUCCAAAAACAGCGGAGUUCGUGAGAUUGCUUGAAAAAUAUCGACGGGAGAGAAAGGCGAAGGAUGAUGCCGGUGAGGGAAAAAAUUGAAAGUGUUUAUUCAUUUCUGGCUCGAAUCAAAUAUCUAAUAGGGUUUUAGACUUUCUUUUGAGGGAAUUCGUAUUUUAGCGGUUAAUGAAUAACAGUCCAUGUUCUAGUACAUGAGGGGGAAGAACUUUUUUUGCUCACUUUAAAUUGGAGACCAAUUUUUGUUUCUAUUUCAUGAAAAAUUCGGUUCUGAUCUACGAAGAAUCAAAUACACGUUUAAGAAUCUUUUUUUUUGUUUAAGCGGACUCAUCGAACACCGAAGCAGCUAUUGACGAAGGAAAAAUGACCGAACCACGUGAGUGAUAAACAGAAAGUUUAAAGAGGCCAUUCUCUUUAGGCUGUUCUUGAUCAGUGAAAAAAAAAAUUUCAGAAAGCCGAGAGAAAGAAACGCCAGAAGAGCUCAAAGCAGAAGCCUCGCAAGCUCCAGGACCCGCUGCUGCGCAGAAAAAAGCGAAAAAAGCUCUCGCUCGGAAGAAGAAACGCGGAGAAAAGAAACUAGUCGCACCAACCAGGGUUUCGCCCAGAAAAGUGAAAAGUAAGAAACUUCUAAUACAAAACCUGUUCAAUGAUUUUCCGGAAGCUUCACAAAAAAUCAAAACAAUAGCUGUUUUUUUUUUCAUCAAAUAUCUUUUUUCAGAGCCACAAGUGGAAAAGAAGCAAACGAAAAGACGAAAAAAGUGA
Messenger RNA from Caenorhabditis auriculariae, 995 nucleotides. The record is from the annotation of a GenBank genome assembly. NCBI's taxonomy places the organism in Eukaryota, Metazoa, Nematoda, Chromadorea, Rhabditida, Rhabditidae.